Molecule: messenger RNA, 4632 nt
Organism: Dendronephthya gigantea
Lineage: Eukaryota; Metazoa; Cnidaria; Anthozoa; Malacalcyonacea; Nephtheidae
Product: 1-phosphatidylinositol 4,5-bisphosphate phosphodiesterase beta-4-like
Exons: 37
Coding region: 213-4319 (1368 amino acids)
Biological process (GO): phosphatidylinositol-mediated signaling; lipid metabolic process
Molecular function (GO): phosphatidylinositol-4,5-bisphosphate phospholipase C activity; calcium ion binding
Source: RefSeq, a predicted model, not a curated record
AGUCAAUAAUACUAUUGAAUAUAUUUUAAUGAUACCCAGUAGAAUUUGUGUAAUGAUUUAUUGUACGGGGAUACGAUGCAUUUUGAUCGGGUAAUAUGGCUUUUGUAAACGAAACAAUGUAUACAAAUGAGAAAGACUUGUUAAUGGACGAGACGAUCACUGUGCAGCGAUACUGUACUUAAAACUACAGUGAAACAAACACAAAGUCUGAUAUGGAUAUAGCAAUGCAAAUAUGGAAUAUUGCUGUACCGAAUUUACUACAAUCCGGCACAAUAUUGCAUAAAUGGGACGAGGAGUCCAGUGGAGUCCAUGAAUGUCAUUUUACAGUCGAUCGAUAUGGUUUUUUCCUCGCUUAUCGUGAGCCUGAAAAGGAACCGUCUUGUGUGGACCUGAGUAAUGUAACUGAAGUGAAGCUAGGAGGAUUUCUGCCGAAGGGUGUGAAACGUGAAUACGAAAGAUUAUUUAAUAGUGAUGGAAAGGCACGAAGCAGCUUGGAAUGCAGCGGUCCUGAGCCUAUUAAGGAUCGAGUGCUUACAAUUGUUGUUUCACAAAAUCUGGUGGAAACAACUAAUAUAUAUCUCUGUUCAAGUUCUUCAAGGGUUGCAAGGGAAUGGGUUGAAGGCUUACAGCAAAUAUGCAAUUCUGUAAAAGCAACAAACUUAAGUGUGAUGGCUAUGCUUUUAAAAUUAUAUGUAAAGGCAACAUUACUAAAGGUCAAUGGGAAAAUUUCAGUGAAAAGUAUCUGUAAAUGUUUCAACUGUGGUAAAAAUUAUGAAAAGCGUAUCUUGGAUGGUUUACAAGCGAUGGAUCUGCCCCAUGAAAAGAAUGACGAAAUUGACCACACCCUAUUCACUUUUGAAACAUUUUACCAACUGUAUGCAACAAUUUGCCCAAGACAAGAUUUCGAUCAAAUCUUUACCAAAUGGCAAGCCGGUAAAGCACCUUAUAUAACCCCCACGAGACUGAUGGAAUUCAUCAACACUGAACAGCGAGAUCCAAGCGCGAAUGAGAUCUUGUAUCCCUAUUGUAACAAAGAAAAAGCUAUCAAAAUCAUUAGCAAGUACGAGAAAUGUGCAGAAAUGGUGAAUCAAGGACGUAUGAGUGCUGAUGGUUUAUCACGAUAUUUAAUGUCGGAUGAAAAUCUUAGCGUGAAAUCGGAAAUCUUUGAAGUACAUCAAGAUAUGAAUCAACCUCUCUCGCAUUAUUUCGUAAACUCCUCACAUAACACGUACUUAACAGGAAGGCAGAUUGGAGGAAAAUCCUCAGUAGAAAUAUAUCGACAAUGUCUGCUGAGCGGAUGCCGUUGUAUUGAAUUAGAUUGUUGGGAUGGUCCUAACGAUGAUCCCAUCAUUACUCAUGGCAAAGCAAUGUGCACUAACAUCAUGUUUAAGGAUGUUAUCGAGGCUAUUAGAGAUACUGCUUUCGUCACCUCGGAGUAUCCAGUGUUACUUUCGUUCGAGAAUCAUUGCAGUAAGUACCAGCAGUAUAAAAUUGCGUGCUACUGCACUGAAAUACUCGGAGAUCUCUUGUUAUCCUCACCAUUCGACUCCCACCCGUUGGAGGAGAAUCAACCUUUACCUUCACCAAAUCAUUUGAAGAGAAAAAUUCUAAUAAAAAAUAAGAAGCUACGACCUGGUCAGGAAUCAAACUUUGACUCGGAAAGUAUUGCUUCCUCAGAAAGCCGUAAAUCGAGUGAAGUUCGUCUUGAGGACAUCAAGAGCGUUCGACCACGCAUGACAAGGCUAUCUGAGGAUAACGACGGGGAAGAGGCAGCGCUGAAAGAGGAAGACGACGGAUUUGUUAAUAUUUUAACGGACGAAAAGACUUUACGUUCGUCAAUUAAUUCAGAGAGAAACAACCAUAACACGAACGAUAAACGUAGGCACAACUUCAGGCAACGAAAGAAACGUUCGCUGGAAGAAGAGGACGCGGCGAAACGGUUCAAUGGUUGUAUCGACGAAGGAAGAGAACAGCUUGAGGAGGAAGUUUCGAAUACAGAAGUUGAGGGUGUGAUUAGAGAGGGGGGUAAAAAUGCACUCGAUGCUUUUGAUGAGAUGAUGUUGGAGAUCGACUCUUCGGAUUCAAGUGAUUCCAAAGAUGACGACGACAAACAUUUGGUGAUUAUGUCGAAUAUUUGCCUGACUGAAACCGAGGCGAUGUACCCGACAUUAAGUAAAGACAAGCGAACAACAAAGUUGCCGCCCGAGGUCGAGUUGAUGACAGCGAGGAAGAGUUCGUCAGCGAGUACGGAUUCCACGCAGUCUGACGAGGAACGAGAUGUGAAACGAAGCGAGAGUUUUGCGUCCUUUGGAAGCUCCAUCAAAAUUGUCCAACAACGACAGAAUUCCCAGAGCAGUAUCAGUACAGAUGAGGUGGUGGAUAUUUUAGCAAAUUACCAUCAUUCAGCGUCGCUUAGCAACAUUCAUCCCAGUCUCUCGUGUCUUGUCAACUACAUGCAGCCGAUUCCUUUUCCAGGCUUUGAGAGAUCCGAAGAAGCGAACCUUCAUUAUCGAAUGUCUUCAUUCAACGAGGUUGCCGCUUUUACACUUCUUAAAGGCAAUCCAGUUGAAUUCGUCAGAUACAAUCAGCGACAGCUUUCAAGAAUAUAUCCCAAAGGUAGCCGUGUCGAUUCCAGUAACUACAUGCCCCAGGUUUUCUGGAACGCUGGUACUCAAAUGGUUGCUCUGAACCUUCAAACAACAGAUCUCGCUUUCCAAUUAAACUCGGGGAAGUUUGUUGAUAAUGGCAGAUGUGGAUAUUUGUUGAAACCUUCGGUGAUGAGAAAAAGCGAUAAAAACUUCGAUCCGUUUACUGAACUUCCUGUGGACGGCGUGGUGGCGACGUGUAUUAGUAUUAAGGUCAUUUCAGGGCAGUUUCUAUCGGAUAAAAGAGUUGGAACGUAUGUGGAAGUAGAUUUGUACGGCCUGCCCACAGACACUGUCAGAAAGAGAUAUAAAACCAAAAUAGUCAACAGUAAUGGAAUGAAUCCCGUUUAUGACAGCGAGGAUUUCUCGUUCAAGAGGAUUGUACUGCCAGAACUGGCGUUACUUCGCUUCACAGUUCUUGACGACAGUGAUCGAGUCCUAGGACAGCGAGUUAUUCCAGUUAGCUCGAUUCAACCAGGUUAUCGUCAUAUUCCGUUGUGGACUGAAGGAUGCCGUCCGCUAUCUCUUUCAACACUAUUUUGUCAUAUAUCACUGAAUGUCUUUGUGUUUGAAGGAUUUUCUUGUGUUGUUGAUGAGCUCUCGCAGCCAAUCAAGUAUCAGUCUGCCGUUGAGAAAAGAGCUGAGGCGAUUUGUAGGAUAUUUGAUUUUGAAGAGGAUUAUGACGAGGUAUCUGAUACAUAUCCAACGAACACAAAUGGGUUUAGUCAGAAGUCUCCCAAAGGCUCGUACAACUCAUUACCACUGGUGAAUUUCUCUCCUAACAACAGAAGAGAAUCGACUGUUACCCUUAGUCUUUCAUCUUCGGCAUCAAGUUUACAAUUCAAUAACUUUCUGUUGGAUCGACUUCCCACCCAACUCGAAAGUAAUCUCGAAGCAGUGAACAUCGAGGAAUUAAAGAAAGAUAAGGUUUUUACAAAGUUGAUGAAGAAACAUCAGAAGGAAUCAGACACCUUAACAAAACGAUUAGUGAAGGAACGAACCGCGCUGAGCAAAACUCACAACGCAGCUUUGGAAAAACUUUUCCUAAACGCUCAGAAGAACAAAGAGAAUGAGAAAAAGACUUUUGAGAGAUCAAAGAAAAAAUACAGUGGUAGUGAUCUGAUACAGCUUCAAAAUGCUCACGAGCAAAAGUUGGCAUACCUUACAACGGUACAGCAACAAGAGGUAAAAGCUGUGAUUAACAAGCAAUCUGAAGAAUGGUCAAACUUCAUUUCACAGCAAGUAAAGGAAGAGCUCGAUUUGUACGACAUCCAUUCGCCACAGAAAUGUUCGCUUCUAAAGAAGUUACUUGAUGCCGCUCAUGAUAGUCAGUUGAAAGUGAUGGAACAGAGGCAUGAGAGGGAAUGCUCGGAUCUACGAAAGAACCAGGGAAAACAGUCCGUAGAAACGUCCAAAAAUGCUGGAAAACAAAUUAAAUGCAAAGAAGAAAGAGAGAGGAUGCUGCGAGAGUUAGACAGACUAAAUAUCAAAGAUUUUAUGGAAGAAAGACAAAGGCUGGAAAACAGACAAUUAGAAGAGGUCGAUGAAUUGAAGAAAUUCCAUAAGAAUGAGAAGGAACAGUUGGAUAUUAACUUUCAAAAGGAAGUUAAAGAGCACAAGGACGAGAUUAGGUUAGGAGAAGAAGCAUUAAGAAAACCAUUCUUGUUUACAUGAACCCAUAAAGAGAAAUGGAAACGUCUUUUCCAAAGGUAAUAUGGGAAAGACGAGAGAGCCUCCUUUCCACGAAAGUAUAAAAAGAAUCACUCCAUGACAACGUCCAACUCCUAUAAAGAGUCUGGAGAACUCUAUUAUAAAAGUUCGAUACCCAUACCUAAUAGAGGAUUUCUCAGAAUUUGAAACCAAGGUUGUUAAACAAUUUUACUGAAAUUACGGCGACUUCAUUGUCUAUCAAUAGACAAAACUGGUACUUUACCAUUGUGCCAUGCAGAUCACGUUAUCCGAUGAACGAAACCUUCGUUCAUUUUCU